UAAUUAAUUUGUAGAGUAUGAUUAACUUGUAAUAAUGGGUGUGUGUCUCCAACUAUAAUAAUAAUAAGAGCGCACUGUAACGAAUCUAUGCUAAGCCAGACCGCCUAAGGGACUGAGAGAUGGAAGAGAUGUUAAAAUCGAAAUGGAUGGCCACAGUUGCCAGUAUAUGGAUCCAGUGUAGUUGCGGUGCAACCUACACCUUUGGCAUCUACUCUUCCAUCCUCAAGUCCACCCAAGGUUACGACCAGUCAACACUCGACACCGUCUCUGUCUUCAAGGACAUCGGAGCCAACGCCGGCGUUCUCUCUGGCAUUCUCUAUUCUGCUGUCACCCUCCGCCGCAACCCAUGCCGUCUUGGAGUCUUUACCGGCCCAUGGGUAGUCCAUGCGGCCGGGGCGAUCCAGUGGUUCAUUGGAUAUUUCGUGAUGUGGGCUUCCGUGGUUGGGUUGAUUCCCGGGCUGCCUGUGCCGGUUAUGUGCCUGGUUAUGUGGAUGGCGGCUCACGGGCAGACGUUCUUUAACACGUCGAACGUCGUGAGCGGUGUUCAUAAUUUCAGUGCCUAUAGUGGGACUAUUGUUGGCAUAAUGAAGGGUUUUCUUGGUUUGAGUGGAGCAAUACUAAUCCAAUUCUACGAGACAGUAUGCAGUGGCAAUCCAAGCGCUUACAUUCUACUACUUGCACUGACACCAACAUCUGUCUCUCUGUUGUUUAUGAAUUUGGUAAGAAACUAUGACACAAACACAAAAGAUGACAAGAAGCACUUAAAUGCUUUCUCAGCAAUUGCUCUGAUCGUCGCUGCUUAUCUCACAAUCAACAUACUUUUGGAAAACAUCUUUACUUUGCCGCUUUGGUCACGCAUCGUUACAUUUGUUGUCCUGCUGUUUCUCGUUGCCUUGCCUCUUGAAGUUGCAGUCAGAGCUCAGAGGGAGAAUUCUGAUAGAUUUGCACAAGCAUUAUUGGAAGAGAGGGGUCACAAACCAAAGCCAGAGUUUUCGACAGCAGAGGAUCCUACGGAUUAUCAUGCCCUGCCUAGUGGUGAGGGUCAAGCUAAGGCUGUUACUGAUGACAGAAGUUCAUCAGAUGAAGAAGACCUGAAUCUCUUGCAAGCCUUGCGAACAGUAAACUUCUGGUUGUUAUUUAUUGCUUCAAUUUGUGGAUUAGGAUCUGGACUUGCAACAGUAAAUAACAUCAGUCAAGUAGGAGAAUCCCUUGGUUACACAACCCUUGAAACUAAUUCUUUGGUUUCGUUGUGGAGUAUAUGGAAUUUUCUCGGCCGUUUUGGAGCUGGGUUUGUGUCAGAUAUUUUCUUGCACAGAGGUGGCUGGGCAAGGCCAUUAUUCAUGGUUGUCACUCUGUCAACCUUGGCCAUUGGCCAUAUAGUUAUUGCCAUAGGUUUUGCUAAAAGUUUGUACCUGGGUUCAUUCCUUGUGGGGGUUUCUUAUGGUUCACAGUGGUCAUUGAUGCCUACAAUCACUUCUGAGAUAUUUGGUGUUGGCCAUAUGGGUACUAUAUUCAACACCAUUGCCAUAGCAAGUCCUCUUGGAUCAUAUAUUUUCUCUGUAAGAGUAAUUGGGUACAUUUAUGAUAAGGCAGCAACAGGUGAAGAAAACACAUGCUUUGGAACUCACUGCUUCUUGCUUUCUUUUCUGAUCAUGGCAUUUGUUGCUUCCUUUGGGGUUCUCGUUGCUCUUGCAUUGUUCUUUAGGACAAGGAGGUUCUAUCAGGUGGUGCUGCUUAGACGGGUACAACGUUCUUAGAGACCGCGAGAAAUUCGACGAUGGAGCUUGUAUUAAUCCAGAAAGAAGUGCUGUGUUUUUUGUGGCUGGUGAAAAAUUUCAAUAGCAAAUACUUAAACUCUAAAAAUUAUAAUAGAAUUAUCUCUGUGAACUUAAAAAAAUAAUAUAAAAUUUUUUGAAUUUUAAUAUUU
Molecule: messenger RNA, 1927 nt
Organism: Hevea brasiliensis (rubber tree)
Lineage: Eukaryota; Viridiplantae; Streptophyta; Magnoliopsida; Malpighiales; Euphorbiaceae
Product: protein NUCLEAR FUSION DEFECTIVE 4
Exons: 2
Coding region: 120-1757 (545 amino acids)
Biological process (GO): transmembrane transport
Cellular component (GO): membrane
Molecular function (GO): transmembrane transporter activity
Source: RefSeq, a predicted model, not a curated record